UACCAUUCAUUCACCCACUCCUACCACCUUCUGGUAUCUAGUCCACCUCACGGUUUGCACUUAGUACCCCCCACCCUCUCCUUACCGACAGAAACAAGAGGGAAAGAUCCAGCGGGAGAAGCAGAGAGAACCGUGACCGACCGGAUCCCUAGAUCUACUCCGGAUCCAUGGCGUCCAUCCUGGUCCUGGUCAUCGUCUUCGUCUUCGAUCUCAUCGCCUUCGGCCUCGCCGUCGCCGCCGAACAGCGCCGGAGCACGGCGAUCGUGGUGCCGGACUCGGAGAAGAACUACACCUACUGCGUCUAUGACUCGGACAUCUCCACCGGCUACGGCGUGGGGGCGUUGCUCUUCCUCCUGGUGAGCCAGAUCAUCGUAAUGGUGGUGAGCAAGUGCUUCUGCUUUGGCCGCUCCCUCCGCCCCGGCGGCCCCCGCGCCUGCUCCCUCCUCCUCUUCAUCGCCUGCUGGUUGACGUUUAUAAUAGCGGAGGCGUGUUUGCUGGCCGGGUCGGUGCGGAACGCGUACCACACCCGGUACCGGACGUUGUUCGUGAACGACCCGCCGUCGUGCCAGACGGUGAGGAAGGGAGUCUUCGCCGCCGGCGCCGCCUUCGUUUUCUUCACGGCGAUCCUCUCAGAGCUCUACUACGUUGCCUUCUCCAAGGCCAACUCACAAUACGACAAGGAGUCCUCCAUUGGAAUGAGCCCCUACAGCUAGAUAUCGAGGUCGAUCACUCUUUAGAUGGAGACUUGUUUUGCAGCAGUGUUUCUCUAUUUCGUUAUUGUUAUUGGCUAUUGAUCUUUAGCUCUUUCUUGGUGGGUACAGAACAUUACGUUGUGGGCUACUACUCAUGGAAUGUUGAUCGAAUUUUUUGUUGUUUCUUUUUAUAUAAUAUCAGCUUGAUGAUUCUGGGUGA
This is a messenger RNA of Phoenix dactylifera (date palm), 912 nucleotides long. RefSeq lists its product as uncharacterized. The record is from RefSeq and is a predicted model, not a curated record. Lineage: Eukaryota; Viridiplantae; Streptophyta; Magnoliopsida; Arecales; Arecaceae.